Molecule: messenger RNA, 803 nt
Organism: Eucalyptus grandis
Lineage: Eukaryota; Viridiplantae; Streptophyta; Magnoliopsida; Myrtales; Myrtaceae
Exons: 4
Coding region: 60-566 (168 amino acids)
Source: RefSeq, a predicted model, not a curated record
CGUCAUUUCGCGACGGCCAAUCGCCAUUUUCGUCUCGAGAAUUCGCCGCGACCGCUCGAAUGGCGGCGAAGCGCCGCUCUCCCACUUCCGACGCGGAGCCCGACGGAGCGGAGGCGAGCUCGGGCUCUGAACCGGAGCCUCCGCCGCUACCCGACCCGACGGAGGCGACGCCUGUAUCGAAUUACGAGAAGCAGAGGCUGUCGAGGAUCGCGGAGAACAAGAGGAGGAUGGAGGCCCUGGGCCUCCGAAACCUGGCGAGUUCCGUGAUGGGUUCGAGUCGGAAGACGAGAAGGGGCGACGCGAAGGGCAAAAGGAAGGUGGGCGGCGAGGAGGACGACGACGACAAGGACGGUGAUUACGCGCCUGCUUUGGACGGUGACGGCGGCGAUGACGAUGGUCUUAGCGUCGACGAUGAGGAGGAUGAUCGGGAUUUUGAAGUAUCUGGGUCUGGUAAAAGAAAGGGAAAGAGAAAAGUGUCCAAACCGAAGAAGAAACCUCAGACCAAAAAGUCACCAAAUAAGUUGGAUUAUGUUGAUGAUGAUGCUGAAUUGGCGAAGGAACAGUGAGUUCGGGGCCUUUCCAAGAUGAGGCUGGCGUAAAUCUUAAAGGUAGAGUAGAAAAGACUCAGGAAAAUCCUAGAAUGCUGAAGAGGAGAAAAACGUUUACCAGCCGGGUGAAGAUGACUGAGGAUGAGCUGAUUAUGCAUUUCUUUCAGUUUGAUGGUAAUUGAUGGUUAAUGGAGUUUCCAUUUCUAUGCUUGUCAGAUGAUGGAUGGAUAUUUUUCACGUUCUUUCCUUCAUUCU